UGGUGUAGUAGAUAUUUCAUCAUUCAUAGUCACCGGCGAAUUUGUUUGUUUUCCGAUGGAUGAAGAAAAAGCAAUUUCUUUUUGUUCUCCGAUGAAGAGCAAAAUAUAUGUUCGUUUUCCGAUAAACGGAGGAGGAGAAGAAGUUGUCGUAUCUCCGCGGAGCCGAGAUGAUAUGACAGUAUUUGAGAUUUGGGGAUGUAUUAGUUGUGUAUAUAAUGGUCGAUUACUCCCGGAGUUGUUGUGGUGGGUUUUUAGUUGCUUUCCACUAAACUGUUUGAGCGUUGCCUUCGAUUAUUUCGUGGCUAUUCCCUUACAUCUUAAUAGAGUAAUCUGCAAUUUGGGCUUCUUUUUCUACAUUUUAUUUCAAUCUGUUGUCCUACUCUACCCUUUGUUGAACAAUUAUUGGUAUCCCUAUAGAACUCCCUUCCGAUCAAUGGGUCCCAAAGGGAAAUUUAUGAUCGACUUCAUUCCCACCCUAACUGCUGCAGCUUUGAGUUUGAAUUUGUUGAAUGAUGCGGACGAUAAGGGGUUAUGGCACUUUCUAGAGAUCAAUUAUGGGUAUCUCUUUCUAUUGCUUGGCUGCACGGGAUACUUCUAUGUUGUUGCUCACUUUAUUCGUAGAGCGUAUGAUAUUAAUGGAAAAGACGUUAUCUUGGGGUUAGCAAUGCAGGCCUUUUGCUUUAUGGUGAACGGGCGAUUGUUGGUUAGAGCCAUCGCUUUGAGCUUCUGCUUUGGUAUUAGUAUCUAUAGAUACAUGACAUAUGCCGCUCCUCCUGCAUUACCUCCUCGUCCCAAAAUGGAGUCGUCGGAUAUGCUGCCUUACUGAUCUGAGGAUGCCUUUAAUAUAACUUCCUUUCAUUUCUCGUGUCAGUAAUUUACCAGAAUGCCUUAAAUUUUCACUAGUGUUCUCUCUUACUUUGUUUGCAAUAUAAUCUGUCAUCUUGUUC
Solanum verrucosum is the source of this 947-nucleotide messenger RNA. RefSeq lists its product as uncharacterized. Lineage: Eukaryota; Viridiplantae; Streptophyta; Magnoliopsida; Solanales; Solanaceae. The record is from RefSeq and is a predicted model, not a curated record. The coding region runs from base 56 to 826 and encodes 256 amino acids. The transcript has 2 exons.